AUGCAAAAUCUAAAGAUUGCCAUCAUUGGAGCUGGGCCAGCUGGCUGCACGCUCGCCCGACUUCUUCACCUUGGGGGCAUUCAAGCCACCAUAUUCGAAGGCGAGGCCUCUGCCAAUGUUCGCUCCCAAGGCGGAACCCUGGACUUGCACACCACUUCCGGUCUGGCAGCCGUUAAAGAAGCUGGCUUAUGGGACAUUUUUCUGUCUCAUGCGCGGUACGACGGCCAAUACAUGGCCAUUGCCGACAAGGACCUUCACUAUUACAUCGUCCGAGGUGCCGACACUGAAUCAAAUGUCGCUUUCGGCGAACGUCCAGAGAUUGAUCGCGUGAAGCUUAGAGAAAUCUUGCUCGACUCCCUCCCCGAGGGCACCGUGAAAUGGGGGCAUCGCCUGCAGAAGGUCGAGGGCAGCACUUUGACCUUUACCAAUGGAACCACCGCCAGUUUCGACCUUGUUAUCGGCGCUGAUGGUGCUUUUAGCAAAGUUCGUUUGUCUAUUGCGCCAGAGCUACAGCCGGAAUACACAAGAGUGGCAAUGCACGACAUCUCCAUCCCUGAUGCUGAAAAGACUGCCCCUGAGAUUUACAAAAUCGUCAACCGUGGAAGUAUUUUUGCUAGUGCGGACGGUCAACGGUUUACUCUUCAGCAAAUGGGCGACGGCAGCAUUUCUAUGGGAUUUAGUUUCGUGCGCGAGGAUCCAGACUGGAUGAAGCCUGAAAAGUGUGGCUACGAUUCCGAAAACCUCAUCGAAGUGAAGAAGGCAUUGACGAAAGAGUUGGAGCAUUGGGGCCCUCAAUUUCAUCAGGCUCUAGAAGCUGCUCAAGGGCGAACAACGGCCAGGUCUCUGUGGCGGCUGCCCAUUGGACAAAAGUGGCAGCACAAGUCUGGUGUCACUCUCAUUGGUGAUGCAGCACAUUUGAUGACGCCUCAUGCCGGUGAAGGAGUCAACCAAGCUCUCGAAGAUGCCAUGAUACUUGCUCGAGUGAUCCUCAAGGCUCAGAGCACCGAAGAGCUCGACGAACAGAUCCGCGGAUUCGAGUCCGACAUGAUAGCUCGUGUCGAAACGAUUCAGCAACUGGCUUGGGACCGCUGUCAGGGCUUGAUGUUCUCCGAGGGUGUGCCAAAGACUCUUGUUGACAAGGUGAUGCAGCAUCGGAAGAAGCAACUGGCACAGGGUAAGACCGCAGAGGAGCUCAAGGCAAUGGAUGAAGCCAUGGCCAAGGCCAAGGCAGAAGCUGAUGCUAUGAACCGAACCUAA
Messenger RNA from Trichoderma virens Gv29-8, 1257 nucleotides. RefSeq lists its product as uncharacterized. NCBI's taxonomy places the organism in Eukaryota, Fungi, Ascomycota, Sordariomycetes, Hypocreales, Hypocreaceae. The coding region runs from base 1 to 1257 and encodes 418 amino acids. Gene Ontology annotation, molecular function: FAD binding. The transcript is spliced from 2 exons. The record is from RefSeq and is a predicted model, not a curated record.